AGCGGCAUUUAAAAUGGCCAAUCCUGAGGUCUGGACACGGAGUGGGAGUGGCGGUGGCCUCCGAGGUCAUUCCGAUGCAAGCCCAGACUGGGCGCCCGGGGCGCCGGUACCUUUCCAAGAGCGCAUCCGCAUUCCUCGCGCUUGGCAGCCUGGGGAGGCGAAGCCGGAGAACGACAGCGACAACGAAGAGGACCGGCCAGCGGCUGGUACGAGCAAAGGCAAAAGCGGCGACCGGCGAGGUGGCUAUAAAUGCGGUCGCUGUGGGCAACCCAAGAAGGGACACGUUUGCACGAACAAGCCUCGGCUGCGGGCGGCAUUCGUCGAGACUACGGAGGUGGAGAUUCAGGCAGAGAGGGACGCGGAGAUGGUGCUCCGGCGCCUGGAUACCAAGCUUCAAGGAUACCCGGAGAGCUACGGACUGACAUUUCGAUGGGCCCCCUCGGCGGCCUCUCUGUACGCGGCGCAGCAACAGCAGCAAGAAGAACAGCAGCAACAUAGUGACCAGCGGCAGCCACAAAUGGCAAGCCAACAGUUACAGCAACAACAGCAGCAGCCCCUAUAUGAAAGAGCGCACUUGCUCGCGACUCCAUCUACAAACUUUUCGCAACAGCAGCAAACUGAACACUUAUUACCGAUGCAGGCGGGAGGAGCUUGCGCUAUGGAGUGUCUGUCAUCCUCAGAUCACUCGCAUCAGGUGCAGCAGGUACAGGACCAUGGACCGGUGCAGCCACAACAGUCAUUAGAGCCUCCUCACAGCCAUCGAGGACGAGGGAGAGCACCUCCCGCGGGGGUUACAGGAGGAAGCAACAGCGGGUCAGGACACACGGGGGGGAGCCUAGUCCCCCCGUCCUCACAAGCACCGCAUGAUGGGCAGCAAGUGUAUUAUCCGCUACCGGGGAGCGUUGGGGUCGCCGGCGACCCGAGUCAGACCGAGCAGCACCCGCAUCAGUAUUACGGACGAAAUGAAAUCUAUGUGAAUAGAGAAAUGUAAUAUCGGUUGACCAACGACGAUUGCCCGGCAUGAUAUGAAGUUAAAUGCGAGAAGACCCUGUUUAAAACAGAAAACUUAGCAGAAUACGAUUUUGAAGAAAAUUUGUUACGGACGCA
This is a messenger RNA of Nannochloropsis gaditana CCMP526, 1107 nucleotides long. RefSeq lists its product as uncharacterized. The transcript is spliced from 5 exons. The coding region runs from base 14 to 991 and encodes 325 amino acids. The record is from RefSeq and is a predicted model, not a curated record.